UCCGUGACGUCACCUGGAGAGCAACCAAUCGCGAGGCGCUCCUCUCUAUAAAAGUUUCCCCCGCUGGACUACUGCAGCACUCAUCUGGAGAUAAUUGUCUCUGGACAGAUAGACUGAGCUCAGAAGAGGAGAAAUAUUCGUCCGAUCGAUCUGGGUGACCAGUUCAGCGUCUGCAAGAGCGACGAUUAUUAAAGGAAACCAUGCCUCUUACGGUUCUUCCCAUGUUGGGCCCGAUUUCUGUGUCUGAGAGCCUCGUGGCCAUCAUCACGAUAUGUGUGGUGUAUCUGCUCAUGCGCCUCACUCGAAUUAAGAUCCCAGAAGGCCUCCAGAAGCUGCCGGGUCCGAAGCCUCUGCCCAUCAUCGGAAAUGUUCUGGAAGUGGGAAACAACCCACAUCUGAGCCUGACCGCCAUGAGUAAGUGCUACGGGCCGGUCUUCCAGGUCCAGAUCGGCAUGAGACCCGUGGUAGUGCUCAGCGGAGAGGACGUGAUCCGCCAGGCGCUCCUCAAACAAGGCGACGAGUUCGCCGGACGUCCAGACCUCCACAGCUCCAAGUUCAUCAGCGACGGGAAGAGCUUGGCCUUUAGUACGGAUCGGGUGGGUGUCUGGCGAGCCCGUCGCAAGCUGGCCCUCGGCGCCCUGAGAACCUUCUCCACGGUGCAAGGAGAAAGCGGCGAGUAUUCCUGCGCCCUCGAGGAGCACAUCAGCAAGGAAGGGCUCUACCUGAUCGAAAGGCUUCACAGCGUGAUGAAGGCCGACGGGAGCUCCGAUCCCUUCCGGCACAUCGUGGUGUCUGUGGCCAACGUGAUCUGCGGGAUUUGCUUCGGCCGGCGCUACAGCCACGACGACAUGGAGCUGGUGAGCUUGGUCAACAUGAGCGACGAGUUUGGGAAGAUCGUGGGAAACGGCAAUCCGGCGGAUUUCAUCCCGUUCCUCCGCAUCCUGCCCAGCACCACCAUGAAGAAGUUCGUGGACAUCAACCAUCGCUUCGGCAAGCUGGUGAAGAAGAUCGUCAACGAACAUUAUGACUCGUUCGACAAGGAUAACAUCCGAGACAUCACGGAUUUGCUGAUCAACCACUGCGAAGACCGGAAACUGGAUGAGAACUCCAACGUCCAGGUGUCCGAUGAGAAGAUUGUGGGAAUUGUCAGCGACCUCUUCGGAGCCGGUUUUGACACUAUCAGUACGGCUCUGUCUUGGGGUGUCGUCUAUCUAGUGGCCUACCCUGAGAUCCAGGACCGACUGCAAAGAGAGCUGAAGGAAAAGAUCGGAAUGGACCGUAUGCCACGCUUGUCGGACAGAGCAGACUUGCCGCUUCUCGAGGCCUUCAUUCUGGAGAUCUUCCGUCAUUCGUCCUUCCUUCCUUUCACCAUUCCUCACUGUACGUCUAAAGACACGUCACUCAAUGGAUAUUUCAUUCCCAAAGACACCUGUGUGUUUGUAAACCAGUGGCAGGUCAACCACGACCCAAAGCUGUGGAAGGAUCCUUCGAGCUUCAACCCCGACCGAUUCCUCACCGCGGACGGUAUGGACCUAAACAAGAUGGAAGGAGAGAAGGUGUUGGUUUUCGGUCUUGGGAAGCGGCGCUGCAUCGGGGAGUCCAUCGGACGCGCUGAGGUCUUCCUGUUCCUGGCCAUCCUUCUCCAGAGGUUAAAGUUCAGCGGGAUGCCGGGGGAAAUGCUGGAUAUGACACCGGAGUACGGGCUGACCAUGAAACACAAACGCUGUAUGCUGCGCGUCACGCCACAACCCGGCUUCGAAAUCCCUGGCUCCGCACCAUAAUCUGAACACAAAAACGACGUUGCUUUUUGAGUUGAGAUCCGUAGAGCCUUCAUUUGCGAUUCUGGUUUGGCGCGAACCUCGCUGCCAGCUUGCGAUGCCAAAUAUUUGAAAGAGGUUUGCAGGGCAACGCAUCUGGCGCGUUUUAAUGCAGUUAUUUCAACCAUGCUGGAUAACCCAGAGUGUGCAUGUGGCUUUAUCGCCUUUAUCGUGUACAUACAUCUAUGUUUUCACAUGCACAUGCACGUAUGCAUGGGUUCGUCCUUUCAAAACUCAAACGCCGAUGCUGAUAAAAUAUUUGAGCUUCCAAAUAUAGUGCACAGAUAACACGGAGUGCCUGUCCCUGCUCAUGGGCCUUAUACCGUUUUCGCGUGCGUCUGUCAGACGAAUGCCUUCUAUUGUCAUAAGCUUAAUGCAGAUGCCUCAGGUCUGCCGGACUACUUACACUGAAGCUAUUUUCUGUUUGAUUACGAUCCCAAAAUGUGAUCCACUUGUAAAUACACAGCCACUUUUACCGUGCCCCGAUCUGACGUUUGUUGAAGAUUUGUAUCUACCUUUUUAUAUUUAUCGAGGUGCUUCUGAACAUCCAUAUAAUUCUAGAUCAAAUUUACUUCCCUGCAAUUAUGUUUUUGAUGUUUCUGUGACCUGACACUCUUUGCGGCAGGUGCUUAUUGUUUUGUAUAAUGAAGGAAUUUUUAUGUCUGAAGUGCUACAAUUAAUAAUUUGUGCAAACAUGUUCCCAUAUCAACAUUGUUUUUGCAUAGCCUAUUUAUAAUUUGCUGAAUGAAAAAUAAAACUUUCAUUGUGAA
Puntigrus tetrazona (Sumatra barb) is the source of this 2587-nucleotide messenger RNA. RefSeq names its product cytochrome P450 1A1 (gene cyp1a). Gene Ontology annotation, biological process: hormone biosynthetic process; progesterone metabolic process. The transcript has 7 exons. Gene Ontology annotation, molecular function: oxidoreductase activity, acting on paired donors, with incorporation or reduction of molecular oxygen, reduced flavin or flavoprotein as one donor, and incorporation of one atom of oxygen; heme binding; iron ion binding. Bases 201 to 1781 code for a protein of 526 amino acids. Lineage: Eukaryota; Metazoa; Chordata; Actinopteri; Cypriniformes; Cyprinidae. The record is from RefSeq and is a predicted model, not a curated record.